AUAUAAUAUAAUAUAUACUCAACACCCUUCUGGUUUAAUUUUCAAUUUCCAUGGCUAAUUCUUCUUCUUGUUCCUCAAAAUCCUCCAUUUCUCCUCGUCAUCCACCUCUUUUCACUCCUGUAAGUAAACUAUUCACUUUCUAAUCCCUUUUUCUCUUUAGGCUAUUUAUGCAAAUUCUGUUUUCUUUGGCCAUUGAUUCUUCACUAGUGAUUUUUUUAUUCCAUGCUUUAAGAUUUUCAACAUAAAGAUACAAUCUUUGUCAUAUAUACUCAAUACCCUUUUCAUUUUAGUCAUUUUCAAUGGCUAAUUCUUCUGUUGCCUCCUCAAAGUCCUCCAUUUCUCCUACUCUUUUCACUCCUCAGAUUGAAGAAGGGAAUGAAGAAGAGGAGUAUUCACAAGGGAGAAGCAGUUAUAGAGCAGAGACAACUCCAAGUGAAGUUGAAUACAGGCACCAUCCUACACCUUUACAUCACUCUAAAACAGAGAAUAAAUCCAAAGUGCCUAACAAAAAGAGGCUAGAAAAUGAAGACAAGAAGGGUGUUUUGUGCAACAAGUGCAGGCCUAGCAAUAGAGAGAAAAUCACUGUGGUUCCAUUAGACAACAACAACAACAAGCGUAAUUCUAUAAAUAGCCCUCAUGGUGGUAGUGGUAUUUUCAAAUCAGUCCUCUCAACUUUGGUUAAAAGAAGUCCAAGAUUAUCAUCAUCAUCAGCAGCAGAAGUUGAGUCCUCUACUGAUGUAGGGUCAAGAGAGGAAAACUGGAAAAUUGCAUUGGCUGAGCUAUCACAUAAGCUAAUUCAAGCUACAAGAAAAAGAGAUGAGGCUAUUUUAGAAGCAUCAAGAUUGAAGUUUUCUAUGGUUGAGCUUGAGAAAAAACUAAACAAGCUUGAAAUUUAUUGCCAUAAUCUUAAAUCUGGUCUUGAAGUUUGUAGCAACAAUGUUAUGAACAACAACAAAUCCCCUUUAAAUAUUCAAAGAGUGAAAUUUGGUGAAGAGGACAAAGUUAUUGAGCAUUUUUUGGUUAUGGUAUCUGAAGCAAGAUCAUCUGUUAGGAUUUUAAGUCGAUCGAUGACACUUCAACUUAGACAAAUUGGUGGUAAAGUUUAUGAUCGAAUUGCAUUACUACUCCAACCAUGUGAUAUCAAGAUUUCAAUUUCAAGAAACCCAAGGGGGUUAAUUGUGUAUCUUGAAUCUUUGUUGAACAAAGCUUUUUAUGAGGAUUUUGAAUCUAUUGGAUUCCAAAAGAGUUCUUGUAACCAAAUCUUGAACCCCAUCGAUCGAUGUGAGACAAAUUUUGGUUUGUACAAUCGAUUGAAGGAUUUAACAUGGGAGGAAGUAUUGAGCAAAGGGACAAGAUUUUACAGUGAAGAAUUCAGCAAGUUUUGUGAUAGGAAAAUGAGUGAAAUUGUGGCUAUGUUGGGAUGGAACAAACCUUGGUCUGAACCACUAUUGCAAGCUUUUUUUGGUGCAUCAAAAGCAGUGUGGUUAGUGCACCUCUUGGCUAACUCACUUCAUCCAACACUGCCUAUUUUCAGAGUGGAUAAAGAGAUGAAAUUUGACUGUGUUUACAUGGAGGAUAUGGGUGGAGAUAAAGCUAAGAAGUUGGUCCCAGCCAUGGUUAGGAUCAUGGUCACCCCAGGGUUCUAUGUCUAUGACAAUGUGGUCAAGUGCAAGGUGCUUUGCAGGUACAAUAAUAAUAGUAGCAUUAUUCAUGGUGGCAUUAACAAUGAUAGGGGUAGUGAUCUAAAUGGUUUAACCCCAUCACCUACAUAGCAACAAAUUAGACAUAUGAUAGUAUGAAAUGUCAUGUGAAAAAUAUUUAGUUUACUUUUGUUUUUUAUGUACUUAGAUUUUGGAGGACCUUUUAAAGCAAAGUGAAAUAUUUGGCGUUUUGUUGUUGUAAGUUCUUGCAUUGUUUUACUCAUUACUUGGUCAAAUUGGUGAUUUUUCUUUAUCA
This is a messenger RNA of Lycium ferocissimum, 1956 nucleotides long. Its product is annotated as IRK-interacting protein-like. The coding region runs from base 300 to 1772 and encodes 490 amino acids. NCBI's taxonomy places the organism in Eukaryota, Viridiplantae, Streptophyta, Magnoliopsida, Solanales, Solanaceae. The record is from RefSeq and is a predicted model, not a curated record. The transcript has 2 exons.